This is a messenger RNA of Papilio polytes (common Mormon), 4601 nucleotides long. It is a transcript of the gene Toll-6, whose product is annotated as protein toll. The record is from RefSeq and is a predicted model, not a curated record. Gene Ontology annotation, cellular component: extracellular matrix. Gene Ontology annotation, biological process: signal transduction. Gene Ontology annotation, molecular function: protein binding. Bases 443 to 4285 code for a protein of 1280 amino acids. The transcript has 2 exons. Lineage: Eukaryota; Metazoa; Arthropoda; Insecta; Lepidoptera; Papilionidae.
CUUGCCGCAGCGUCGGGGGUCGGUCGUGCCGCUCGACGCUUUGAACGGUCGAACGAUUUCGUAAAGACGCGCUUAUCAAUACGUAUUUUAACAACGAGCUUCGACGAACUUUAAUACGUGAAUAAAGUUUUAUAAAUCUGCAAGUUUUGAUUUAGAACUGAAAUCGGAACUGUUGUGAUUCAAGAAUUUUAAAAAUAUGUGUUGUUAUGUGACAUAAAUCGGUUACGUUAUCGUGAACUAUAUAAAAACUGUGGUGAAUUAACAAAUCAUGUGCUAUAAAAUACUAAGGACUAUUUAAUAAAUUGACGACGAAAUAAGACAUCUAAAUUGAUGGAUAUUACACAUCCGGCAAGGGGACGCAUCACACGAAUGCCGACGGAAAAAACAUGACACUGAGCUUACCGUGUCUUGUUUUCCUUCUUGAUAUUUGAUUUUUAUCACGAUGUCUCUCCAGCGAGUAUCUCCAAGAAACGGGCUUUUUGGCCAUGUAUUAUUUUGGUUUGUUAUUGGACUCAACUUCGCAGAUCAAAGUUCACUGCCAUUAAAAUAUGAAGCCCCUGAUGAUUGCCAAUGGUGGCUGAGAGGACCAAAUGAUGCCCACGAAGUUUCGCUAACUUGUAAACUUCGCACGAUUAAUAGUGAAUUUGACACAACUAACUUUAGUGUUAUCCCUUCAGAGCACACAACAUCAUUGAGAAUAGAGUGCAACGAAGAAAUGAUGUACAAAAGCUCCCUAGAUGACAGAAGUUUUUCUCAUUUAGUGAAAUUGCGUGAACUCGUUUUGGAUAACUGUAAAAUUGGACGAUGGCCGCCUGGCGUGCUGUCCGGCCUAAGAGAUCUCCGAAAUUUAACGAUUCGAACGAAAAACACCGAGUGGGCCGCUAUGAGCUUAGAGAUAGCAUCGGAAAGCUUUACAGCUGUUCGGCAGUUGGAAAAACUUGACCUUAGUUUUAAUAAUAUAUGGUCAUUCCCUGAAAAUUUGUUUUGUCCACUGACAAAUUUAGUGUACUUGAACGUAUCUGCAAACCGCCUUCAGGAUGUAAGCGAUUUGGGCUUCAGAGAACGUGCAAUACAUCAAGCCCUGAUAAGUGAACAAGACGAACCAUCACCUUCAGCGUCUUCUUUAUCACGUGCUUCAUGUUCUUUAGAUAUUGAAGUCCUAGAUGCUUCGAGUAAUCAUUUUGUGUUGAUGCCAGAAAAUGGAUUUGUGGCUCUUCGAAGGCUAAAGGAAUUACACAUUCAUGAUAAUGAGAUUUCAAUGGUUGCUGACAAAGCGUUGGCUGGAUUAAAACAAUUACAAAUUAUCGACCUGUCCAACAAUAAAAUCGUUGCUCUGCCUCAAGAUUUAUUCAAAGAUUGUCGUCCCGGCAUAAAAGAAAUAUACUUACAAAAUAAUUCUAUAAGUGUUCUUUCACCGAGUCUCUUCGCUAACUUGGAUCAAUUGUUAGCUUUGGAUUUAUCAAACAAUCAUUUAACAAGUACGUGGAUAAAUGAGAACACGUUUACUGGCCUUAUAAGGAUGGUAUUGUUAAACUUGUCUAACAAUAGAUUAACGAAGUUGGACCCAAAAAUAUUUAAAGAUCUUUACACUUUACAAAUCUUAAAUAUUCAGCAUAACAUGCUAGAGAGUAUAGCCGCAGACACGUUUGCACCUAUGAAUAAUUUGCAUACGCUAAUUUUAUCUUAUAAUAAAAUAAAUCACAUUGAUGCUUAUGCCUUAAACGGAUUAUACGUGCUGUCUUUACUGUCAAUAGAUAAUAAUCAUCUUGAAGAGCUUCAUCCUGAGGCAUUUCGAAACACCUCUUCAUUACAAGAUCUGAAUUUAAAUGGCAAUCGUUUGAAGAGAGUCCCGAUUGCACUAAGAAACAUGCGACUGCUUCGAACUCUCGAUCUUGGCGAAAAUCAAUUAACAUCACUGGAAGAACAUAGUUUCGUUGGUUUACACAAUGUUUACGGAUUGCGGUUAAUUGGAAACAAAAUAGAAAACAUAAGUAAAGAAGUAUUUUCGGAUUUACCAACUCUGCAAAUUUUAAAUUUGGCCCGAAAUAAACUAAAACACAUCGACACGAAUGCCUUUGAAACAUUAUCUAAUUUACAAGCUAUAAGAUUGGAUGCGAACCACUUAAAAGACAUACAAGGUUUGUUUGUAAAUAUACCUUCUUUGUUGUGGUUAAACGUGUCAGAUAACCAAAUAGAAUGGUUUGACUACUCUGUAAUCCCAACAGCACUACAGUGGCUAGACCUACACAGUAAUAAUAUCAAAGAAUUAGGUAACAAUUACCGCCUGGAUAAAGAGCUGCGUUUACAAACUUUAGAUGCGAGCUUUAAUAAAAUGACGAAAAUAUCUGCCUACUCCGUGCCCAGUAGCGUCGAACUGCUGUUUCUAAAUGAUAAUCAAAUUACGCAAGUUGAAGCUCAAACUUUCGUCGGAAAAACCAAUUUAACGAGAGUCGAUUUGUAUGCAAAUCAGAUAACUAGUAUGGAUCUCAAUGCGCUUCGGCUAACGCCGGUCGAUCCGGGGCGACCCCUGCCCGAAUUUUAUAUUGGAGGAAAUCCUUUUCAGUGCGAUUGUACAAUGGAAUGGCUACAGCGAAUCAACAAACUCGAUCACCUUAGGCAGCACCCUAGAGUAAUGGACUUGGAAAGCAUUUAUUGUAAAUUGUUGUAUAAUCGAGAAAGGACUUAUAUUCCACUUAUCGAGGCGGAAUCGUCUCAGUUUUUAUGUACAUACAAAACUCAUUGUUUUACAUUGUGCCAUUGUUGCGAUUUUGAUGCCUGUGACUGUGAAAUGACGUGCCCAUCUAACUGUACGUGCUACCAUGACCAGCCCUGGUCGGCAAAUAUUGUAGACUGUUCUGCCGCAGGGUAUGCAGAAAUACCUAACAGUAUACCUAUGGACGCUACCGAAUUGUACCUUGACGGUAAUAACUUUGGCGGCCUAACAAGUCAUGCAUUCAUCGGACGGAAAAAUUUAAAAAUAUUGUACGCCAACAAUUCUAACAUUGAUGCUUUGUACAAUAAUACAUUUAGUGGACUAAAACGUUUGACGGUCUUGCAUUUGGAAAAGAACAACAUAAAAGAGUUACUCGGUUUCGAACUAUCGCCUCUAGAGAAUUUGCGAGAGCUGCAUUUGCAGGAUAAUAAAAUACAUUACAUUGACAAUCGAACCUUUAUGGAAUUGAGGCAUUUGGAAGUGCUGCGAUUGGAGGGAAAUAAAAUUUACAGCUUUGCUGUUUGGCAAUUCACAAUGAAUCCUUAUUUGGUUGAAAUAAGUUUAUCACGCAACGCUUGGUCGUGUGAUUGUCACUAUCUACAUAAAUUCAGAAAUUGGUUUAAAAAUAAUUUGGGUAAAGUCGAAGAUGCUGAUAAAAUUACGUGCAUAUUUGAUAACGUAACCAACACAAUAGGCCCCCUCAUGGCCGAUUUCAACUCCACCAUAUGCACAAGUCACGUCGGAGGAAGUUCGUCGAUUAUUGAAAAUCAAGUCAUAAAUGAUUAUCUUCCAUUGUUGCUAAUAUCUUUGUGCGUGUUUGUUUUGAGUUCCGCCCUAAUAUGUGGCUUAUUUUAUUGGCGGCGAGAGCUACGAGUCUGGGUGUACUACCACUGUGGAUUCCGAAUGUGUUACAAAAGCACUGCAUUCGACGAAGAAGCCGACAAGGACCGUCUAUUUGACGCUUACAUCAGUUACAGCGUUAAAGACGAGGCGUUUGUUGCUCAAAUGUUAGCGCCCGGCCUGGAAUCAACCGAUCCGAGCUUUCGGCUGUGUUUACACUAUCGCGACUUUAAUGCCUCAGCCUAUGUCGCAGAUACAAUAAUAGAGGCAGUCGAGUCGUCGAAAAGAACCAUAAUAGUGCUAUCAAAAAAUUUCAUUAAUAACGAAUGGUGCCGGUUCGAAUUUAAAACGGCCCUACAUGAGGUGUUGAAAGAGAGACGAAGAAGACUGAUAAUCAUAUUGCUCGGUGAGCUCCCGAACAGGGAUAUAGAUCCCGAGCUUAGACUGUGUUUAAAAGCUAAUACGUGUAUAGAGUGGGGUGAUAGACAAUUUUGGCAAAAGUUAAGGUUCGCGAUGCCGGACUUGAGGAAGUGUCAAUAUCAUCGGUCCACUGUGAACAUUUACGCGUCGGUGUCACCAGUGGGGGCGGGGCGAGCGCCGGCGCCGCCGCCGCCACCACCGCCUGGCAAGCUGCCGCCGCUGCUAGGCGAGGCUCUGGCGGUGCCGGCCGGCGUGCACGCACGCGAGCCCCACUCGCACCGCCUGCCGCCGCACGCGCAGCUAUGGGCGUAGCGUAUGCUUCAACGCAGUGCAUCUUCGGAGCGCACUGCGUACUCCUGGCUCCCUGAUACCAGGAUAGAGUUCUCUUCGCCGUACAGCCGCCGCCAGAGUUCCAACUCUACAGUGUACGAAAGUGACUGAUGGUGUGACACGUUCGAUCAACUCGAAGAAGCGUUACUCUGAACGGACACAUAGUGCUAUCAAGUGAUGCGUUACUUUAAGUGAAAGGUACAUCGACUUUACUACGUAAAUAUAAUUUAUAAAAUCGUUUUUGCUAAUGAUUGUAAAUAUUGUUUUGUAUCUCAUUGUAUAGAUUAAGUGUUAUACG